UCAUUUGCUAACAGUGCUGCGGACUGCUGGAUGUUGAGUUGAUUUAAUCCCUCAGGGAAUAGCAAUGCAACAGAACCAAACACUGACAUACCUUACCUAGAUGUCCUUUCCCAGGAGCUCCAGAUCUCUUAAAAUAUAAAGCAUUCCUAUCCUGUACAGUGUACUGUACUGGGUUUAGUCAUCUUUGGACUUUGCUGGGGGUGUCUAAGCAAAACGUUGCAAACCACUGCAUUAUUUCUUCUUAUCUGUUAUGCCAUUUCUAAACUUCUUUUAUCAAUAGUCAGAAUUCUGACUUAAAAUUUCUCUCUGAUGCAUGGUGCAAGCAGUGUGACAUUCAUUUCCACUGCACACAUUUCUAAGCUUGUUUUGAUGUUUCUAGGUGUAACUGGGCUGUGGAGCCAAACUAUGCAAUGCCUGCAAGGUCUGUUUGUGAACAGCUGUUCGGUGUUGGCAACGUGAACCAGGGCAACCAUUUUCACACUGAAGUAAUGGUCAUGUGCUCUGCAUUUGUAUGUCAUUUGUAGGAUUCAGGGAGAAUGCUGAUGAUCAAGGAUGAAAAUAUGUAAUGCAGUAAGGUGCCAUGAAGCAAAAGAACAGAAAUAAAUGGUGUCUGCUUUGAAUUCGUGACCAACAGCCUGGCAUUGUUGAUGUGGGCAAGGGAAAAACAAAAUGAAGGAACUAGUGUCAAACAGCACAACCAGUAUUUCUCAAGCCAGGAAAGCUGUGGAGCAAUUGAAAAUGGAAGCAUACAUGGAUAGAAUGAAGGUAUCCAAGGCUGCAGCAGAUUUAUUGGCAUAUUGUGAUGCACACAUUGGAGAAGAUCCCCUUAUUAUUCCUGUACCUGCAUCUGAAAAUCCCUUUAGGGAGAAGAAACUCUUUUGUACUAUCCUUUGAGUCAGUUUUCAAUUAAAAAUGUCAUCUGCUAAAACUUGGUAUUAGUGUUGCAUGCUUUUAGCAUUUUUUCCUUCAGAUGUCAAUACUUACCCCAUAACUACAAUAACUUUGGAAAGUAGUGCAAUUUCUGCUAAAAAAACCCUUAAAAUUAAAAAAAAAAAACCACCUUACAAAUUCAAGCUAAUGCUUAUCUUUCAGAGCAAUGUACAAGUUUAACUUCAGUUCUUCAUAAAUAUUCUUUUGGUCUUAAUGAAAAUAUCAAGUACAGUAUCAAAUUGUAGAUAUCUUUGCCAGUCAUAGAUUUUUCUGGGACCUAAAUGAGUCAUACCAAUUCUUGAAGCUACUUUUAACAUUCUUAUUUUCUUUGGAAGGUGAAUUCAAUUCAGUUGCCUUUACAAAUUUCUAUCUAAAGAGAGUAGUGUGACCUUUUCCUCAAGUAGCACUAUUUAGGAAAAAGUCCCAGUGAUUUACAUUGUUUAGAAUGAUUGAUCUUAUACAGUAAGUGGUGUCUAUAAAUAUGUUUUUUGAAGACUGUAAGAAACUUGACUACAGAAACAAUCCUAGUAAAGUGCCGUUGUAACUACGAGCCGAAUGAAGAUGUAUAGUCACAAACUAGGAUUGCAUCAAUAAAACUGUAGAAAAAUA
Catharus ustulatus (Swainson's thrush) is the source of this 1539-nucleotide messenger RNA. It is a transcript of the gene GNG4, whose product is annotated as G protein subunit gamma 4. The transcript is spliced from 3 exons. Gene Ontology annotation, cellular component: heterotrimeric G-protein complex. NCBI's taxonomy places the organism in Eukaryota, Metazoa, Chordata, Aves, Passeriformes, Turdidae. Gene Ontology annotation, molecular function: G-protein beta-subunit binding. The coding region runs from base 670 to 894 and encodes 74 amino acids. The record is from RefSeq and is a predicted model, not a curated record. Gene Ontology annotation, biological process: G protein-coupled receptor signaling pathway.